Molecule: messenger RNA, 1763 nt
Organism: Drosophila bipectinata
Lineage: Eukaryota; Metazoa; Arthropoda; Insecta; Diptera; Drosophilidae
Product: membrane-bound alkaline phosphatase-like
Biological process (GO): dephosphorylation
Molecular function (GO): alkaline phosphatase activity
Source: RefSeq, a predicted model, not a curated record
GUCAGUGAUAUUUCACCAACAGCUAAGCAAUUGAAAGAUGCUUUCCUCCCAGAAGCACCUUAUCCUCCCACUCGUGGGACUCCUGGCCUUGGCCGGGUUGGCUCUUGCCGGAGUCGAGGAGAUCCAUAACGUAUUGGAGCUGACGGGAAAAGCAACUCAAAAGUAUAGAUUCUCCACCGAUGUGGCUACCGACAAGUACACUCCUCCCGAGGAAAUGGAUCCCGAGUUCUGGUACAAAAACGCCGAUGCAGAAAUUACCAAGCGCCUCCAACUACCCCAGCCCAACACCAAGAAGGCCAAGAACAUAAUCAUGUUUUUGGGUGACGGUAUGCCAAUUUCCACAAUCGCAGCCGCUCGUAUCCUUAAGGGCCAGCGACAGGGAAAGACUGGCGAAGAGUCCUCUCUGAGCUUUGAGCAAUUCCCCUACACCGGACUCAGCAGGACCUACUGUGCUAAUGCCCAAGUGCCCGACUCCGCCUGCACGGCCACCGCCUACCUGUGUGGUGUUAAGACCAACAUUGUCAACAUUGGAGUAAGUGCCGCCGUGAACUACAACAACUGCACGGCCAGCCAGGACCCGGCCAACCGCUUGACCUCCAUUGCCGAGUGGGCUCAGAACGCUGGCAAGUCCACGGGCAUUGUGACCACCACUUCCCUGACCCAUGCUAGUCCAUCGGGAGCUUAUGCCAAGACUGCCAACAGGAUGUGGGAGUCCGAUACCGAUGUCGCUAGCUACGGAGUAGAUCCCAGCACCUGCAUUGACAUGGCCACCCAACUGAUUACCCAGGUGCCCGGCAAGAACUUCGACAUCAUGUUCGGUGGUGGCAUGGGAAAAUUCCUGCCCAGCUCCAUUGAGGAUAGCCACGGAAAUGUCGGCGAGCGAUCCGACGGCGUUAAUCUCCUUUCCCGCUGGCAGGCACAGCACGAUGGAGGUGUUUUGGUCACCAACAGGAAGCAGCUCCUCAGCGUCAAUACCUCUGCCGUGUCCAGCAUUAUUGGUCUCUUCCAAUCCAAGCUGAUGAACUUCCACCUGGAUGCCGAUGCCACCUACCAGCCCACUCUCUCCGAACUCACCGAAGUGACCAUCAAUAAGUUGAGCCAGAACGAGAAUGGUUACUUUGCCUUUAUUGAAGGCGGUCUCAUUGAUUAUGGCAACCACUAUACCCAGGCUGGCUAUGCCCUGGAUGAGUGCUUGGAGUUCGAGAAGGCCAUCCAACUGGCUCGUGACAUCACCGACCCCGAGGAAACCCUCAUAGUGGUUACCGCCGAUCACGGUCAUGCCGUCAGUAUUGCCGGUUACCCUGGCAGAGGUACCAACAUCUUGGGCAUCAACCAGCACGACGUGGAUCUGAACGGAGUGAAGUACUCAGUGCUUAACUACGCCGCUGGUCCCAACCAGUAUCUGGACGAUGAGGGCCAGCGCAUCGACUUGGAAGACAUCCUCGGAGAGGAUCAGGAGGCCAUCUUCCCCAGCUACAUUUCCAAGGAUCAGGGCGUCCACUCCGGUGAGGAUGUGGGCGUCUUUGCCUCCGGUCCCCAAGCUCAUCUCUUUACCGGCGUGAUGCAGCAGAGCACUAUUCCCCACCUGAUGGCCUACGCCGCUUGUAUUGGCAGUGGCCAGAAGGUGUGCGACCAGACAGAUUAGAGGACUUUAUCAUGAUUAUCUUUUAAAUAGUAACCUCAGGAAAAAAAUGAACAAAAAUGAGUAAUUUUGACAAUAUAAUGGUUAUAAAAUUUAAAUAAAAAUGUUUUAAGCAAUCGUA